Molecule: messenger RNA, 1656 nt
Organism: Micropterus dolomieu (smallmouth bass)
Lineage: Eukaryota; Metazoa; Chordata; Actinopteri; Centrarchiformes; Centrarchidae
Gene: tmem47
Product: transmembrane protein 47
Exons: 3
Coding region: 215-760 (181 amino acids)
Biological process (GO): cell-cell adhesion
Cellular component (GO): cell-cell junction
Source: RefSeq, a predicted model, not a curated record
AGCGGCAACAGCGUCCUCAGGACUCAGGACGCGGAGUGAGCGGCGGCUCCCCAUCCUGUUACCCACAGCACGGGCACGGGCACGGGAGGACAGGCACAACUUAAACCUGACUCAUUUUUGUGGAUUUGAGGAACAACACUGUCCUCACCACGAAAACACACUUGUUCUUCGUCUUUGUCUUGUUUUAUUUGUUUUUAAUGAGAUACUUUAGAUAAUGGCUUCAUCCGUGAGCGGCACAGAGGAGGUCCGUGUGUCGGCGUUGACGCCCCUGAAGUUGGUGGGACUGGUGUGCGUCUUUCUCGCCCUGUUCCUGGAUAUCGGGGCCAUGUUGAGCCCGGCGUGGGUCACGGCGGAUGACCAGUUCUACCUGUCCAUGUGGGUGUCCUGCUGGAAGCCCGUCAGCUCCGUGGAGUGGUCCUGCAACAGCACGCUGGCCACCGACUGGCAGAUUGCCACACUGGCCUUACUGUUAGGGGGGGCAGCCCUCACCCUGCUCUCCUUCCUCGUGGCGCUGAUCUCCCUGUGCUUCAGCUCCAGGAGUCGCUGCUAUAAGCCUGUGGCUGUCAUGCUGUUCUCUGCCGUGGUGCUCCAGGUAUGCAGCUUGGUCCUGUUCCCCAUCAAGUUCAUAGAGACAGUCAGUCUGAGGGUGUACCAUGAGUUUAACUGGGGCUACGGCCUGGCCUGGGGAUCCACCAUCUUCUCUUUUGGCGGAGCCAUCCUCUAUUGCCUCAACCCCAAGAAUUAUGAAGACUACUACUAAAAUAUUUCAGACAAGAAGAAACUGAGACCUCUGUUCCACCCAGUGUCCUCUCAGUAAUGGGACCUUUCUGUCUGUUACACAGUGCACAACCACAGAAAAAUAGGAAAAACAAAUGCUUAUUGUUAGUUUAAUGACAGGAAAAUGAGCUCUUUCAUUUGAUACUUAUUGUAUCAAAGACUAUCCUCACUUAUUGGACCGAAUCCCCAUGCUCUUUGAAGUUUUGGCCGCAAACCAGGCUGUGUAUAAAAGAAAUCCAAAAGCAGCCAGUUAAAUUUGGGAGAGAACGCCACCACUCAGAUAAGUCUGUGUCCCCUUUAUGUGGAACUCCAGUAGGUCUUAGAUUUGGGCAGAAAACCUGGAAGGAACAGAUGGAUUGACCCCAUACCAGGACGAAUUGGUGGGCUAAUUAACUAAAUCAGAGCAGAGAAGGCAAAGAAUGAUGCAAACUCAGGCCAAUCAGGGAAGGAACGGAUCCAGGGAUGAAAACAUCCUAUUGAAGUGAGGAUGACAAAGUGAUGGAAGACAGGGCACACCUAAGGAAAUGCGACAUGCUACAUUUCCCCAGAGAUACAUUACAUCUGGAACUUGACCUAGCCUCCUUCCGCCAGAAAAAAUGGGAAACGUAUGUCAUAAAGCUUAAAAGGACUAGCUUUAUGUGUUCCUCUCCUAUUUGAGUCUAUUUACAGGGUCAGAUCUACUUAUAAUAAACAGAGGCUUCCUAUGACUGUAAAACAUUCCACAGCCACCUUCUAAAUGAUAUCAUACUGGUGAGAGGAAAGUGUCAGUGGUAAAACCUUUGGCUGCAUAACCCAAGUUAUACCUGCUUUUUGAUAAAUAAAAAGUUGUAUUAUAUGUAAGUAUGUGCAGUAAGCGUAAUAAAGUAAUAUUCAUUUCAA